AGUUCGCGAGCGCCUCGCAGCAGCGGCCGAACCUCUCGCGCUCCUCACACAGAUGGACCCCCAACUCUGCCUGCUACUACUCACCCGCUGCGUGAGCCGCCGCGCCUCGUUCCUGGUCCGAGCCACGCCCCCCGAAGCCCUUCCGCAGGAGGAAUGGUCGGCCUGGGGGGAACAUCUGCUCCACACCUACCUGGCCGCGGCACACACGAAUGUCCCUAG
This is a messenger RNA of Closterium sp. Naga37s-1, 219 nucleotides long. The record is from the annotation of a GenBank genome assembly. NCBI's taxonomy places the organism in Eukaryota, Viridiplantae, Streptophyta, Zygnematophyceae, Desmidiales, Closteriaceae.